Molecule: messenger RNA, 4391 nt
Organism: Coregonus clupeaformis (lake whitefish)
Lineage: Eukaryota; Metazoa; Chordata; Actinopteri; Salmoniformes; Salmonidae
Gene: lmod1b
Product: leiomodin 1b (smooth muscle)
Exons: 3
Coding region: 750-2837 (695 amino acids)
Biological process (GO): pointed-end actin filament capping; muscle contraction; myofibril assembly
Cellular component (GO): myofibril; striated muscle thin filament
Molecular function (GO): tropomyosin binding; actin binding
Source: RefSeq, a predicted model, not a curated record
AUAAUGAUGGAAGUUUACCAUUUUGACCAGUAGAUGUCCUCAAUUUGUUACUUUGCCACCAAGUGAAAAAUCACUUUUCUUUUAGUUCAUAAUGCGACUUUUGAAUGUACAGUAUUUCAGCACAGUGUUUGACUUUUCGUGGUGGAACAAUGUUUCAUAUGUGUUUGCGUAGUCAUUACCUCGUUAUUAGUCAUCUCAUGAAACGAUGUAAUAUAACACCUCAAUAGCAUGGACACAUCUUAUAAUACAAAUUCAACUUACAUUUUUAAAGUUUGUUUUUAUGAAGUCUGUUGAUUGAACACCGAACCAUCUUGAAGUAAUGCUGUAAUCAUGAAAGAGGAAGUAGCUCUGUGUUGUACCAUGCUUUGGCAUUUCUGUAAACCACCGCCCUUCCCAUUGCCUUUAAAGGACUAUGUACCCUACACUAAAUAUGGACAUGCAGUUUCACAGGAUUUCAAAGAAUGUCCCAGCCUCACAGACCAACUUUCAUGAUAGGCUAACACUCCGUACUGGUACCUGACUGCAAGCCCAGUCUCAAGUCCUCCCUCUUAGCACCAGGAUUGAUGCCUCUGGUGGCGUCUCAGUGAGAGGGACACCACCUUCGGCCCAUUGGGAAAUUCUGCAGGCUCCUACACUAGGAAAGCACAAUAUUCUAAAGGAGAUACCAUACAAAUCGUAGGCUACAAACCAUUUUCAUCUGUUCUGCUCCGAGGGUAUUUUCUUUGAGUGUUCUCCAGCCAGAGGCAACCAUGUCCAGGAGGAAGGUGAGGGGACUGACGCGAACGGGGCGGCAGGUGAGCGAGGACCCUGAUCUGGACAACCUGCUGUCCAACCUGUCCCCUGAGGAGAUGGAGGAGCUGGAGAAGGAGGUGUUGGUGAUCCCGGACCUGGAUCCCAACGAGGGAAUAGUCAUAGAACAGCCUGCCACGAACACUGUCCGGGACCGGGAUGCUAAGCUGGACAGCCGAGAGCGUCCGGGGAAGCUCAGCCAAAAGGAACAGUCUAUUGAGGGAGAACCCAAGAAGGAGAGCCGGAAACAAGAGUACCUGAGGAAGAUGGGCCUGAGUCAGGAUGGAAAGGAAGGAGGAGGGAUCAGGAGGCAAUCAAAUAUCUCCACUGAACGAGACAAGAUGGUGGAGAGAAAUAACAAAGGGCCGGACUGUACUAAAGAGGACAGAGCCAGCCUGUCCAGUAGAUACAGGAGAGAGGAGAGCAAAGACAAAGACGUGAAAGAGACCACUAGAGAAAGCUUCAGAAGAGUUGAGAGUAGCAACGCUGAUGUGAAAGAUACAACUAGAGACAGAUUCAGGAGAGGGGAGAGUGUAGAGAAAGAAGAUGCCAAAGAAAGAGAGAGAAACGAGGAUAGCAAGCUGAAGGAGAAAAGAGACAAUAGAUUGAGCACCAGUAAUAAGACAAAAGAAAUGAUCUCCAAGUUACAGGAGAAAAAGGAAAAAGAGGAGAUCAAGGAGAAAGAAAGAAAGGAGGAGAGUAGGAAAAGAGGUGAAAACAAGACAAGGGGACUUGUAUCAAAGUUGGUGGAAAAGCAAAGUCACGUUGAAGAGAGUAAACCAGAAGAUAAGAAAGCUAGAGUGGAAGAGAAGGACAAGCCUGAGAAAGACAAGUUUGACUUGAAACUUGAGCGCCAAAAGUCGGCAAAAGAGGAGGAGAGCAGAAGUGAGAAGCAAGAGGAGAAGGAAGAUCCUCAGGAGAAAGAAGAUGGUAAGGGUAAUGAGAAAGACAUGGUGUUAAAACGUAAGGAAAGUAUGAAAGCCAAAGAUAGGAGGAGUAUCAGAGAUAAGGAAACAGAAGACAAAAAGGAAACAGAAGAGGAAAAGGGAAAAGACUGGAAUGAAGGACUAAAAUCCAUCAAGGGUGAGGAACAACGUGGGAACUGUGUGGCGAACAGGAGCACACCUAGCAAGCCCAAAGUAGAGGAGGAAGAAGACGAGGACUCCAGCAUGUUCGAUGACCUCAUGGAGCAGGUUCGCAGCAACGACCCCACCAUGACCGAGCUCAACGUCAACAACUCGGAGGUCAUCAAGGCGAAAACACUCAUCCAGUUCGCAGAGGCAUUGAAUAAAAACACCUACAUUAAGACAUUUGCCUUGGCCAACUGCCGUGCUGACGACCAUGUGGCCUACGCCAUCGCGGGCACCUUGCGCAGCAACACGUCCAUCACAAGCAUCAACCUGGACUCGAACCUUCUCACCCCCAAGGGUAUAAUGGCCCUGAUCCAGGCCUUGCAGAAAAACACUACACUCACCGAGCUGCGCUUCCACAACCAGAGGCACAUCUGCGGAGGCAAGACAGAGAUGGAGAUGACCAAGAUAUUGAAAGACAACACCACUCUCCUGAAGCUGGGCUAUGGCUUUGAGCUGGCCGGCCCACGCAUGACCAUGACCAAUAUCCUGAGCCGCAACAUGGACAAGCAGCGACAGCGGCGCCUACAGGAGCAGAAGCUGGCCCAGGCCAACGGUGAGAAGAAAGGGGCGCUGGAGGUGCCCAAGGCUGCUGGGGGAUUUCUCCGGGGUUCCCCCAAGGCUUCCCCUAAACCCUCCCCACAUCCCUCACCAAUUCCCUCCCCGAAGUUGACUCCUAAAGGAGGACCAGGAGGGGGACCUCCUCCACCCCCUCCUCCUGGGGGCCCACCCCUACCUCCACCCCCCAUGCUGAACAUAGACUCCCUGCGUAACUCCCUGACGCCUGCGUCACAGAGGAAGAUGGAUGAUAAGGCCAACAAAGCCGGUGUUAACUCCAGGGACCAACUUCUGGACUCCAUUAGAAAUGCCAAUAUGAGGAAACUGAAGAAGGUUGCGGUACCAAAGCUGCUGCAGUAAUCCUCUGGAAUGGAGAGCAUAAGCCAAGGAAGAGGAUGUACAUAGAUCUCACAGGUGGUCUUGAGCGGGGAUCAAAACUCCUACACAUCCCAUGCACAGACAGACACACAGUCUGACCACUAUGCUACGGGAUUGAUAAGGCAGGCAAGCAGAGAAUGAACAGAUGAUUUCUAUUGGAUGCACGGCUUCCACUGUGCCAUGAGUUCUCUCCUUAAACUAUACACUGGACCGCAGGGACCCCGUGGAGGGAGAGCAGAGUUUUUCAGCAGGACGUGCCCUGAGGUCCUAUUUGUCUGCCUGUCUGUGUUGAUGCUUUGCCUGUUAUUUGCACUAGAUUAUUGAAGCCGUUCAUAUGGUAUGUUGACAAGCAUAUGUGGCAUGAUGUGUACAGUAUAAUGUGGGGGCGUGGUAACUGAUAAGCAGGUCAAACAGUUUUCUGUUAAUUCUAUACAGAACUACUUUAACAUUCAUUGAAAAAUUGGACUGUAAUUUGACAGUUUAUUUAUUUGUGGAGGGAAUCACCUCAUGGCUUGUGACAUGGAAUUUUGCCAAAACUGCUGAUUCUCCAUGACAUAUUAUCAGGGAAUUAAAAUGGGGUUAGACUUCAACAAUUCACAGGGGGAGGAGAGAAGGUGGUUUGUAAUGUGUGCCAUUGCCAAAUCUCAAGACUGACAUCUCAGGCAAAGUUUUCACAUAAAAAGCAACCUAUAAUCCCAGUCUUCUUUGAAAGAUUCAGGAAGGAAGUUCAGUCUUAUUUGGAUAUAAGUAUGGUCGCCCUUUUAGUAAUAACAACGUUAUGUAUAAAGCUAAUUUCAUACAUUUUGCUUAAAGUGCAACAACAACAAAAAAUGUUAACAGAAAAAAAACAAAGGAUGUCAAAACAGUUUAUUUUAUUAACAUGUCAGAGCAGUCUUGUUGAGCUAUGCAAUACUUUAAAAUGGGAUGUGGUGAUGUUGUACAGAGUGGCUCGCUACUCUAAAAUGUGUAUGCAUAAUGUGGUUUCUCUGUUAUAUUGGACUUAACUAACUUUACUUACAGAGCCUGUAUACCUUUAAUAAAAAAGUACUGAUAUGUUUGCAAUUGAAAGUGUAAUAUAAUAAACUUUAUUUUAAUAACUUUGCAAUCAAGUACAACAAGAAUAAAGGUAAAAAUACUUUGUCUAACAAUAAAAUACAGGAUGGAGUAAUAUCUGUCCAUUAUUUGAUAGUAAUACAGUACUGAUACAAAGAAAAUGCUAGGGAUACAUUUACUGUAUUUUGUUUAAAUGUUAAACUUCUAUUAGAUAAUAUUUUCCUUUCAAGGGGACAUUUCCCUGGUUUUCAUCUUAAUAUAAUUUCUACUGCUUGAGAAGUAUUCAGUCGGCUAUGUCUGUCUAUUGCUUGGUUGACAGAAUCAGGAAUCAUUUCCAGCAUCUAUAUAAGAUAUGUUGUCAUGGUAGAGCCCUGUAACCUGCAAUGAUAUCGAAGCUGAAGGGAGGACAGUGUGUGACUGAAUGGACUAUUCUGUGUGCCAUGCCAAGUAUACAAUGUCAAAUAGAUCCUAAUAAAAUGUUUG